GAAGAAGGAGGAGGGAAAAUCAGAAAAAUGGAGGAGAUAAAGAUAUGGGGGCUAAAGGGCACAAACUUCUCUUCCACAUUUACCCUUCAGUUAAAGCCAAUCCACAUACUUGCGCUCUUUCGAGACACUUCUUCUUCUACUCAAUCCCAUCUAGGGUUUUUCUCUCCUUCAUCUUUGUGCGCAAGUUCGUUCCCUCUCUCUCCCUCUCUCCCGACUCCUGGUUCGUUCCCUCGUAAAUUGGUGUUACUGUCGGUUCUUGAAAAAUUCGAUAUCGGUAAUUGAGGAGUAGGUGUUAUUAGGUAUUCUGCUGCAGCUAUUCUCGCGACGGUAGUCCCUGAAAUCUGAUGAUAAUGGAGACCUCCGAAGGUUCUGCUUCUACUAUAGCUGGCUUUAUGAAUAGGAGAAGGAGAAGCUCUGUUAUUCGCCGACCUCGCGACAUAAAAGAGAGCUUGCAUAGUUUCACUUUUAUGCCUCCCUCAACACAGGCAAACAUUGCUCCUAUGAUUGAAGGUAACCCAGAUUUUAGCAACGCCGAUAGUCGUUGUGGGUCUGCAAGUGAGAACACACUGAAACUGAAGCUUAAGCUUGGUGGUGUUACUCGUACAAUCCAAACCAACUCAGAGGCCGGUUUUUAUACAAAAGCUAUGGAUAACGGACAAAAGCCCGUACAAAAUAAUGUCAAAGGAAAUGUACCAGAGCAGAGAUGUGUUCAGAAAACUAUGUAUCUAGGAGAGAUACAUCGUUCUAGAGUAAAUCCCUCUGAGACUGUGAAUGGAGCAUCCUUGAGCGAAAAGAGAAAACAAGGUCUUAAAAAACGUUUAUUGGAUCCAGAGCCAGACAGUGAUGAUGAUGGAGAUGAGGAAAUAAGAUAUCUUGAAAAGUUAAAGUCUAAAAGAGUCAGCAGGGAUUAUCAUCAAGUUAAAGAGGGUGACGGAGGUAGAAGCAUACACAGCAAUGCUGGCCACAACAUGGAAGACCAAGAAAAUUUCUCAUCCGACCAACAUGCUUUAACUGAAAGGAAAAAGCUGAGGAUUGAUUCGCUGCCACAAGUAUCAACAAAUGGACAAAUACCUACGACACGUACUCGGGCUCUCCAGUCUGGAAAAGAUCCAUAUUCUCCCAUCGGGUCAGGUCCACUCGAAUAUCCUGAUGGCUUACCGUGCCCCUCCUCCAAAAGACAAAAACAGAAGCUUUCCGAGGUAGAGCAACAAUCCAAGAAGGCCGAAGCUGCACAAAGACGGCGAAUGCAGUCCGAAAAGGCUGCCCAAGAAGCCGAGGCUGAAGCUAUAAGGAAAAUACUCGGGCAAGAUUCAGGGAGGAAGAAAAAAGAGGAGAAGAUUAAAAAGCAGCAGGAAGAGCGAGCUCAGGAGAGAGCUGCAAGAUCAACCACACUCGCAUCAAACACUGUCAGAUUAGUUAUGGGUCCGAGUGGAACGACUUUGACAUUUUCUGAAGACAUUGGUCUUCCCGAUAUCUUCAAGCCGAUCACUUACAGUUAUCCUCCUCCACGAGAGAAAUGUGUGGGGCCAAAUUGCGAGAAAACUUUCAAGUACAGAGAUUCAAAGUCGAAGCUACCACUAUGCAGCCUCAAUUGUUACAAGGCUAUUCAAGAGAAGAUGCAACAAUCUUCGAUUCAAUGCUAAUUGCUUAACAAGUUUUGGUGCAAUAUAUAUUAUUUAACACAUAAUUGUAUUUUAGCAUGAAGCAAAAUUUGGCAUCUUUUGGUCAACUAACUAUCGUUCAAAAGGAAACUUGGAUUCCGGUUGCUAGGCGCAUAAAAUUGAA
Messenger RNA from Eutrema salsugineum, 1785 nucleotides. RefSeq names its product INO80 complex subunit B. Gene Ontology annotation, cellular component: Ino80 complex. The transcript has 7 exons. Gene Ontology annotation, biological process: chromatin remodeling. The coding region runs from base 345 to 1643 and encodes 432 amino acids. Lineage: Eukaryota; Viridiplantae; Streptophyta; Magnoliopsida; Brassicales; Brassicaceae. The record is from RefSeq and is a predicted model, not a curated record.